CUAAAUAUCAGGGAAGACAGGGAAUGCUGUGUGAAAAUAGCCAAAAGUUCUCAGUAAACUGCAGCCAGCGGGGACUCAGACCAGGACAAAGGUAGAAAGAGCUGGCAGAGUGAGUUUCAUUAGAAGCCUUUCUUUGGACUGAGUCUUUGUUGUUAAUUUACUGGAGUUAUGGACUGAACUGACUGUGUGAAAGCCACAGCAGCACUAGCAUCACAAUAGUGACAAAGAGUUUCGACUAUCACCGUGUAUAUGGGUUCAGAGUAGUUUUGGUUAAAGAGGAUAGAGAGCUCAGCAUAGCCAUCACCUGCGUCUUCAUCUAACUGCAGAAUCAAAAGUUAAGAAACAGCAUCUCCGGGGCACUUGGAGGGGAGGAGAAGGUUAGAGAUGGAUCCAAGCAAUUGUUUCCUUCUGAAAUUGGAAGGGGAACAUUUCACGUACUGCAACACCUCCAAUGGCAGUUUGGAUCUCCCCCAGAGCGACGACUGGCUCCACCCGGGCAUCCUCUAUGUCAUCCCUGUGAUAUAUGGGGUCAUCAUCCUGAUAGGCCUCGUUGGCAACAUCACCCUGAUCAAGAUCUUCUGCACAGUCAAGUCCAUGCGAAAUGUGCCGAACCUGUUCAUCUCCAGUCUGGCUUUGGGAGACUUGCUCCUCCUGGUGACGUGCGCUCCUGUGGAUGCCAGCAGGUACCUGGCCGACAGAUGGCUAUUUGGCAGGAUGGGCUGCAAGCUGAUCCCCUUUGUCCAGCUUACCUCAGUGGGGGUCUCUGUCUUCACACUCACGGCGCUGUCCGCUGACAGGUACAAAGCCAUCGUCCGGCCAAUGGAUAUCCAGGCGUCUCAUGGCCUGAUGAAGAUUUGCCUCAAAGCUGCCUUGAUUUGGAUCAUCUCCAUGCUGCUGGCUAUCCCGGAAGCUGUGUUUUCUGACCUCCAUCCCUUCCACGAGGAAAGCACCAACAAGACCUUCAUUAGCUGUGCCCCAUACCCACAUUCUAACGAGUUGCACCCCAAAAUCCACUCCAUGGCUUCCUUUCUGGUAUUCUACAUCAUCCCACUGUCAAUCAUCUCCGUCUACUACUACUUCAUUGCCAAAAAUCUGAUCCAGAGUGCUUAUAAUCUCCCCGUGGAAGGGAAUAUCCAGGUCAAAAAGCAGAUCGAGUCCCGGAAGCGGCUUGCCAAGACCGUGCUGGUGUUUGUGGGCCUCUUUGCUUUCUGCUGGCUCCCCAACCACAUCAUCUAUCUGUACCGUUCCUACCACUACUCCGAAGUGGACACCUCCAUGCUGCACUUCAUCAGCAGCAUCUGUGCGCGCCUCCUGGCCUUCACCAACUCCUGCGUGAACCCAUUUGCUCUCUACUUGCUGAGCAAGAGUUUCAGGAAGCAGUUCAACACUCAGCUUCUCUGUUGCCAGCCUGGCCUGAUGAACCGGUCCCACAGCACUGGCAGAAGUACUACCUGUAUGACCUCGAUCAAGAGCACCAACCCUUCGGUGGCUACCUUCAGCCUCAUCAAUGGGAACAUCUGCCACGAGGGGUACGUGUAGACCAGCCUUUGACCGUGGCCCCUCAGUUUGCUCUAUGGCAGGCCAGGACCCCUAAGUCCGUUGUCUUUAUCCCCUCUAAAGACCUUUUCAGAAGGCUCAGGAGUGGUGCAGGUGGGUGGGAGAAGCCCAAGGGGAUCACUAUUGUGUUUCCCCUUUCAUAAGCCUCACAAGUAAGGCGUACGUUCCCCUGUGAAUGCUUCUGAUGGAGAAGAGAAAAGGGAACAAAUUGGAAAUUAGUACUUUAAGCAUCAAGUUCACAUACUGUAUACAACCUUGACCAAUUAAAUCAUAGAUGCUAUAUGAGCAACUCGCUUUGUAUCGCAAAGCAACCAUGCAUUGACUACUUUGUGAAAGAUGCCACCUUGUCAUUGCUUUAAGUAAAAGCUAAUACUUUAAAAAUAUGACUUGACGCCUUUUUCGGGAAUAGCAUUGUACAUAAACUGAGAAGCAACUUUCAUUUGCAUUCCUAACGUGAAAGUCAAUUCUUUGAAAGAGCCUCGUGUCUGAGAAGCAGUCCCCAAAUUUAUAAUAAUGGAAGCUAGUUUAAUGUAAGACAAAUCUCUAAACAUUGAUUUUUUAAAAAUGUGACCAAGGAUGCAAAAGAAAUACUCAAUACAAAAUAUUGAGGCAAAAAUACAACCAAAUGCAUAGCCACAUACAUAAAGAUCCACGUGUGGCUGUAAGGUACUAUCUCUCACUUUUCUUUUUUAUUCAUUAAGUUUAUUGGUACAUUUUAAAUUCUUAUUCCUUGAAGUCCUGAGUGCUAUAACCCAAUUUUAAUCAUCAUGGUGCCAUUUUAUCAUAGAAGAAAAAUCCUUUAAGGAAAAAAAAAAAACUAGAUCAUGCAAUCAAUUCACCAAAUAUUUAUGAGUGCAUAAAGGAUAGUAUUUCUUCUUGGUGUACAGGUUUUGAGCCAAGUGUGUUUACUUAGAUUUGACUAUCUUUGUCUACUAUGUUGAAGCACUGAUUUUAACAUAAGAAAAAAGGGAUCCUGUCUGAAUGGAGAUAGGAACAUAUUUACAUUGAAGCUGUGCUUCCCCUAACGUUUAUUGGAGAAAAUGAACACAAUUUCAAUAACAUGUGUCUCUGUCUAAAUAUGUCUAAGAAAGGUGUGAGGGGCUUCAUUUUAAGAAUUGAUUAAAAAACAGGUACAGAUUUAUUUCUACUUAAAAAGAGUGAACGCAAAAUAACCUCUGGGCAGAAAAAGACUGGGCUGAAAUGUUUUCCUUUUCCAAGUGAGUAAAAUUGGCUCUAAAAGGGUUCAGAAGCCCUGAUUCACAUUUUUCUUGACUCAAAGGUGGGGCACAUUCUGACAGAUUGCAAACCUACAGAAUCUUUUUUUUUUUUUUU
Messenger RNA from Fukomys damarensis (Damara mole-rat), 2889 nucleotides. RefSeq names its product gastrin releasing peptide receptor (gene Grpr). NCBI's taxonomy places the organism in Eukaryota, Metazoa, Chordata, Mammalia, Rodentia, Bathyergidae. Gene Ontology annotation, cellular component: membrane. Gene Ontology annotation, molecular function: G protein-coupled peptide receptor activity. Gene Ontology annotation, biological process: G protein-coupled receptor signaling pathway. The record is from RefSeq and is a predicted model, not a curated record. The transcript is spliced from 3 exons. Bases 385 to 1539 code for a protein of 384 amino acids.